UAUUGAUUAAAGUGUUUGCUGUUAAAUGUGAAAAAAGAAGCAGCUUGGUUUCGCUAACUGCGCAGUGUAGCUAGCGCUGUGUUUAUCAGAUACAGCACCACGGUAGUGAAUGGCUGUAAGAUGUUAGCUGGAUGUAAAUAAAUGCUAUAAGCUUGGUAGAAAAGAAUAUGCACAAGCCGGGGGUGGAAAAUGUGCCCUACUCAGGUGUGGACUCGAUGGAGGACAGUGAAGAGCCACUGGACAGCCAGCAGUUAGGCCUCGGAGAGAAGGAGGAAGAAAGCUUCAGCCGGCUCAAGCAGGCCUCACAGUUUUGGACCAGGAUGGAUGAAAUUACUCGGCUGUUGGGCAGCAUAGAGCGCACACGCACCGAAAGUGUUUCCACACAGUCGACAGGCAGCAAACUGGCCCUGCUCCAUCGGCUUCACCAGCUGAUGACCUGCGUCGAGGACUUGAACCCCAAAAACGAGCUGCACGAGAAGGUGGUCAAGACCCUGGAUUACGCCUUCCUCGUCUGCGGCAAGAGAGCCAACAAGCCGAAGAAGGACAGCUUCAGGCUGCACAUGGUGACAUGGAAUGUGGCCACAGCUGAUCCUCCAGAUGAUGUGACCACACUUCUCCACCUGAACUCCCCAAAGAACCCUGACCUUUACGUCAUUGGUCUGCAGGAAGUGUACUCUGGCCCGUUGAGGUUUGUGUCAGACGCUGUGUUCGAUGACCCAUGGAGUUAUCUAUUAAUGUCGCUUUUAGCGCCACAGAAAUACAUCAAGGUGUCGUCCAUAAGAAUGCAGGGCCUGCUGCUGCUUUUCUUCUCCAAGCUGGAGCACGUCCCCUUCAUCAGAGAUGUCCAGGCGACGUACACACGCACAGGCCUCUUUGGUUACUGGGGUAAUAAAGGCGGCGUCUCCAUCCGAUUAUCUUUCUAUGGCCACACGCUCUGCUUCCUUAACUGCCACUUGGCUGCUCAUAUGAAGUACGCCUCUGAGAGGGUAGAUGAGUUUGAGUAUAUCAUGGACACGCAGAGCUUUGACUGUAAAAGAGCUCCAACUAUUGUUGAUCACAGAUUGGUUUUCUGGUUUGGAGAUCUCAACUUCCGAAUUCAGGACCACGGGAUGCACUUUGUCCGCAUCUGCAUCGACAAGCAGAACUACAGCCUGCUGUGGAGCAAAGACCAGCUGAUCAUGAUGAAGCAGAAGGAGCAGGUGCUGCAGGAGUUUGAGGAGGGGCCUCUGGACUUUCAGCCCACAUAUAAGUUUGACCGUAACUCUGAAUCUUAUGACACCAGACUCUACAACACAUGGUUUGGCUUUAACGCUAAGAAGCGUAAACCUGCCUGGACUGACAGGAUUCUGUGGCGACUCCGACCCAAAGCCCUGCCCCCGGAUGAGGAAAAUGAAAACAAAGUUGGGCUAGAUGCAAAGAAGCUCAAGCAGCUGGAAGAGGACAUGGAGUACCCCCUGAAAAUUAGACAGGACGUGUACACCAGCAUCAUGGAGUACAGCAUCAGUGACCACAAGCCUGUCAUUGGUAUCUUCACACUGGAGCUGAGGAAGAUGUACGAGACUCCUCUGGUGCGUCUGCGGGCAGAGGGCGACUGGAGCGCAGAUAUUGAUGCCAUGGUGGUCUACAGCCCUCUGCAGCCAUUCCCCUCCAGUACUUGGGACUGGAUCGGCCUCUAUAAGGUUGGUUUCAGCAGCGUGUCAGACUACAUCACCUACACGUGGGUCAAAGACGACGAGGUGGCCUUCAACGAGGAGGUUAUACAGGUUUAUGUAAGUAAGGAGGAAAUCCCCGUGCAGGGAGGAGACUGCGUGCUGUGCUACUACUGUAAUGCUCUGAAGUGCAUCAUUGGAAUAAGUGAACCAUUCCAGGUCCAGGCAUCUAAGGUAGCCAUUGAGGAAGGCAUGCUGCCUGAAAGGAUCAAUGGACUCGACAAAGCUGUGUCUGGUGAUGACUUUUAGAACUGAAGUCAAAUGUCAUAGAUUUGGGAAACUGUAAGGUUUUCUCUGUCGCAUUUCUUAACCUGCAGCUGAAAAAGCAACUUAGGAACUGUUCUAUCUUUUCCCCAUCUGCAUCACUGACCUCUCUAAUGCUACCAGUGAGGCUGUUUUGUUAUUUACUCCUCAGCAGUCAAACGGAUUAAAAUGGAAGCUCACAUUUAAAUUGGCAUCAUGUUGAGCAAAGAAAUUUUACUCUUCUUUUACUUUUUAUGAGUAAAAAUAAAUAAGAUGGAAUGCUUAGAUUUUACCAAAUGUGUUUGUGUCAUGAUGGAUAGGUGAAGAAUAUUUUAGGGUUUGUGAUACUCAAGGAAACGGUUAAGGUCUGAUUAUCCACAAACCACUGCAGAUACAAUUACUCAUUCUUGUACUGUGUUUUUUUUUUUCCACACGGAUCCAUGCAUUCACUCCACCAAAGUUAUAUCACUGAGUCCACCCAGUGGACCCCCCUCCACACUUGCAGUAACUACAGUGGUGUUCAGAGCCAUUGCGAACCAAAGUUUCAUGUCGCACCACUGUUUUUGAACUAUUUUGCAACCCACAAAUAUUCACCUUGAGUGGUUUUCAAUUUGAAGGUGUUUUCAAGACUUAACAGCUCCUCUGGGUUUAUGCUUUAUGGCUUUUGCCACAAAGUGUAAAAAAAACAACUUUUCACUGAAAUUAAAGUAUCUGACACUUUUGUUCACAUCUCCUGAUGUGCAGAAUAUCACAAGUCAAGUCUUGCAUAGUCCAAAUGUGGAGGCACAUGAAAGCUUGGCUUUGUACUUGGUCUGAACACACUAUAAUGCUGUGGGAGGAAAAAUACUCACACCUACUCUUAAGAAUAGGUUCGGCUCCAACUUCACUUUACUGCUACUGUAAUGAAAAGGAAAAGGGAACAUGAGUUAGCAAAACCCACGGGCCGUGUUUGUUUGAAGGGCACCAUGGUCACGUUCAGACUGAGUAGUUAUUCUGUGAAAAAUGAGCAUUCAGCCUCCACUGCUUACUACUUGGAGACGAGUAUCCUCGAUGCCAGUGUUUGAUUCUACACUGCUAAGUUUUUAUUUCAAUGGCAAAGCCGGUGUGAUGCCAGACCAGCUGCUUAUACAUUAAAAAUGUCUUAAUUUAUGGUUAGAUAAUGGCUAGUUAGAGCAACCCCUCAGAUGACAGUAGUCAAAAGAAGCUCUACGUCCACAGUCAUUGCAUGUGACUCUGUAGAGGUCUGCAGGACCAGACAACUUAAAUUUCCUUUCCACUCUUCUUUAAAGCAGUACAGACUUAAAAGGAGGAACUCCUUUUAAAAUAGACACAGAGUUUUUAGCUGUGUAAUCUGUACUGUCCUGAAAGCAUCGCUGACGUACGUAAGCUGGAUCUAGUCAUGAUUUUAAAUGUUUCCUGUGUUAUUUAAAAUAUUAACCGGGCUUUUGGAAUAUCCAGCCCUGUGACUGUGAGUGCUAUAGGGAGGUGAGAUGAUUUCGUAGCUUUGAUUUUUCUCUUCUCAGUGUUUUAAUGAACUUCAGUUGCUCCUGGAGGACUUUAAAGCAUAGCCGUAUAAUACAACCUUUGGGGGGGGUUUUGUGUUUUGUUUUUUUUUUAGCUGUGGCUGAUUUUUUUGCUUUCUGCCAUCCACCUUCUGGAAGGUUCCAGUUUUAUAUAAGAAAAACAAAUGAUUCCUGUCAUGACAUGGUUGAUUGUGACAUCACAGCAAAAUGCAGACCUUCAAGAAAUGUUGCACUGUCUACUGUAUUUGUAGGCUCUCAUGGUAUUGUUUGUGUGAUUCAAUACUAUAAAUAAAUGUGUAGUUUUGAUUGAACUAUGUGAAUUCAACAAGUGCCUCUGACACACCGCUUUACAUUUACUGUACUGUACUAUGCUGCUUAACUUUGAUACAUGCAUUGUAACAUUGACUUGAUUAUUUAAAACAUAGCAAAAUGUUUGUGGCCCGUUGGAGAUCUUUUUGAUGUGUACAUAUAUUGCUUUGGUCUGUAGAAGCAUUUCCUGAUCUGGAUUACUUUAGUUUGAAGCUUUAAAAGUAUCAGCUGUAGAGGUGUCUCCCCCAUCUCUUGAAUUUAAAGAAACUAAACUGGCUUGUGAUGCUCAAAGCACCGGUAAAAAAAAAAAAAGAAUGUUUAAUACAUACAUAUAUAAAUAUAUUAGGAAAACUCUGAAGCAAAUUCUCUUCCCAGACAUUAUGACCCAAUGUUAGCUAACAGCACACUUCCUUUAAUUGGCAGAUGUAGACAAAAGAAAGAAAAUAGUUCCUGCUCACUGCUUGCAGUGACGUUUGUGGAUGGUUGUAAGGAACCAGAUGCUGCUGCUGAGUGUUAAUACCAAAUUAGCUUUUUGAGAUUCCAGGUUCCACUGUAUUCUCAAUAAUGUCACAUUUCUAAAACUAGGAAACCCACACCAAAAUAAUCUAGAUGAGUGCUAUAGUCCAGGUGAAAUAUGCGAAAAUAUGCACACUUGAUUUUUAGAGGGGAUUGUCCCUUGAAGUAUUGCUGUUUUAAACUUUGAGCUACCGAAAUAUUUGUUGUGAAUGUUGACGUUAUUGACUUGUUGGAAUCAGUUAUACUUGCAAACAUAUAUACAUAUAUCAGUAAAUAUACAUGUAUGUUUUAACUGAAGGGUGACUUAUUUUCUGAAAUGCCAAUGAAACAUACUGUAGCAGAAUGCAAAUAAAUUUAUAGCUCUGAAUAUGCAA
Molecule: messenger RNA, 4674 nt
Organism: Oreochromis niloticus (Nile tilapia)
Lineage: Eukaryota; Metazoa; Chordata; Actinopteri; Cichliformes; Cichlidae
Gene: inpp5ka
Product: inositol polyphosphate-5-phosphatase Ka
Exons: 15
Coding region: 168-1958 (596 amino acids)
Biological process (GO): negative regulation of glycogen biosynthetic process; negative regulation of insulin receptor signaling pathway; negative regulation of phosphatidylinositol 3-kinase/protein kinase B signal transduction
Cellular component (GO): plasma membrane; ruffle; endoplasmic reticulum
Molecular function (GO): phosphatidylinositol-4,5-bisphosphate 5-phosphatase activity; inositol bisphosphate phosphatase activity; phosphatidylinositol-3,4,5-trisphosphate 5-phosphatase activity
Source: RefSeq, a predicted model, not a curated record